AUGGGUUGUAAAAGUGAAGAAUCUCAAAGUGCUUCACAAUUGCAAGUGCCGACAACACGUCAUCCUCAGUGCAAUAAACGUUACACAUUUUAUUAUUCCUGGAAUAUCAAAAAUACUGGAAAAAUCAGUUUAACUAACAAAUCCUGUCUCAAGCAUAAAGAAAUUUUCAUCAAUUUGUCUAGUAAAGUUGUUAAUAAGUUUGUAGUUAAAGCUUCAAUGAGAUAA
This is a messenger RNA of Clunio marinus, 225 nucleotides long. NCBI's taxonomy places the organism in Eukaryota, Metazoa, Arthropoda, Insecta, Diptera, Chironomidae. The record is from the annotation of a GenBank genome assembly.